Fraxinus pennsylvanica is the source of this 2946-nucleotide messenger RNA. NCBI's taxonomy places the organism in Eukaryota, Viridiplantae, Streptophyta, Magnoliopsida, Lamiales, Oleaceae. The record is from the annotation of a GenBank genome assembly.
AUGGUUUGUACUUCAUACUGGUGGCUGUCUUGCCUGGCAAUUCUACUGCUAAUUACUACAGUUAAAAGUUCAGAACAACCUCAUUUAAGCAAUGAAAAUGGGGUGAAAACUGCGGUUUUUCUAUCCCCUAAAUUUGUGCUAGAACCUGGAUCUGUUUCCGACAAAGAAUACUACGAUAUUGAUUUUCCUCGAGGCCAUAUUGCACUCAAGAGUUUCAAUGCAGAAGUAAUUGAUGAGGCAGGGAAUCCGGUCCCCCUUUAUGAAACUUAUCUCCACCAUUGGGUUGUUCUAAGGUACCAUCAACGAAAAGGAGUCAAUAUUCGAAAGUACCACGGAAAAAGGGGGUUCGACCAAUCAGAUUAUGUUAUUGUAAGGAAUAAUGGUGUGUGUGAUCGUGGUCUAUCUCACUACUUUGGAAUAGGAUCUGAGACACGAAAAACGGCCACACAUGUGCCCGACCCUUACGGAAUUGAGAUUGGAAAUCAAGCCGAGAUCCCAGAUGGAUACGAGGAGAAAUGGAUGGUUAAUGUGCAUGUAAUUGAUACUAGGGGUGUUCGAGAUAGGUUGGGGUGCACCGAGUGCAGGUGUGAUUUGUAUAAUAUCACAGUUGACAAGCAUGGUCGUGUUUUGCCACCUGAUUAUUACGGUGGCUUAGAAUGUUGUUAUGACGAGACAAAAUGCACGGUUAAAGAAGGAUUUCAGGGUGUGAAAAGAAGCCUAUACUUGAGGUAUACAGUGAAGUACAUUGAUUGGGAUGCCUCCAUUGUGCCUGUUAAAAUCUAUGUUCUCGAUGUUACUGAUGUUUGGACAAGGCCAGAUGAAUCCAGAGGAGUAAGAUCUCGACAUUAUUGCCAGGUUGAGUAUGAUGUUGAGUCUUGUGAUAUUGGUAUGGCUAAUGAUGGUUGCAUUCAUACUAAAAGAGUAAAUGUUAGUUUGCCAACCAGUGGAGAUGUCAUCUAUGGUGUUGCACACCAGCAUGCAGGAGGGAUUGGUUCAACUCUUUAUGGGGAGGAUGGAAGGGUGAUAUGCUCAUCAAACCCAGUUUAUGGCGAAGGAAAUGAAGCAGGAAACGAGGCUGGUUAUAUUGUGGGAAUGUCCACUUGUUACCCUUCACCUGGCUCUGUCAAAAUAUCUGAUGGAGAGUUAUUAACUCUUGUGUCUAACUAUAGCAGAGCACAGGGACAUACUGGAGUCAUGGGGCUAUUUUACCUCUUGGUUGCAGAUUCAUCGACAAAACCAGACACUGCAUUGCAUUCUUCGACUCAAGUGCACGAGGAGACGAAGAUAUUCAUUCCUGGUUUGGGUGUUAUCGUGUUUGGAGUUAUAUUCAUUCUCGUUCUUAUUUUCGCAUUCGGAAUUAAGAGCAAAAAAGAGGAAGGAAAAAGAAGUCCAAAUCAACGCCAAGGCUCAUUUCCUCGGAUCUUAUUGGGAGAAGGGCAUGUGAAUGUUCCAGCAAUGGCGUCCGCAGGCACAGAACAGGAGAAAAAGGCCCGGUCCGGAGGCUGCAACCCGGUGAAAAAACCGGGUCCAGUAUCGCUAGACCAUGUUUUAUCGGCAUUGAGAGAGACGAAAGAAGAGAGAGAUUCGAGAAUUAGAAGUUUGUUUAGUUUUUUCGACUCGAAUAAUGUGGGCUACUUGGAUUCUGCCCAAAUUGAAAAGGGUCUUUCAGCGCUGCAAAUUCCGGAGGAUUAUAAGUAUGCUAAGGAGUUACUGAAUGUUUGUGAUGAAAAUCAGGAUGGGAGGGUGGAUUAUCAGGAAUUCAGGAAAUAUAUGGAUGAUAAGGAGCUGGAAUUGUACAGAAUUUUCCAGGCUAUUGAUGUUGAGCACAAUGGUUGCAUCUUGCCAGAGGAGUUAUGGGAUGCUCUUGUCAAAGCUGGGAUAGAAAUGGAUGACGAUGAACUUGCUCAUUUUGUUGAGCAUGUUGAUAAAGACAAUAAUGGAAUUAUAACUUUUGAAGAAUGGAGAGAUUUUCUUCUGCUUUAUCCACACGAUGCUACUAUAGAAAACAUAUAUCGCUAUUUGCAUAGGAUAUAUCUUGUAGAUAUUGGCGAUCAAGCUGUGAUUCCUGAAGGCAUCAGCAAGCAUGUUCAUGCAACCAAAUAUUUGAUUGCAGGUGGAGUUGCAGGAGCUGCUUCUCGUACUGCAACUGCACCUCUUGAUCGCCUAAAGGUGGUGUUACAAGUACAAACUGAUCGUGCUGCUAUUAUUCCUGCAGUAAAAAAAUUAUGGAAGGAAGGUGGCUUUUGGGGGUUUUUUCGGGGUAACGGGUUAAAUGUGUUGAAAGUUGCACCAGAAAGUGCUAUUAAGUUUUACACUUACGAAACAUUGAAAACUAUAAUUGGAGAUGCUAAAGGUGAAAAGCAGGAGGAUAUAGGAACUGUGGGGCGACUUCUUGCUGGUGGAUUGGCUGGGGCUGUGGCACAAACUUCUAUUUAUCCAAUGGAUCUUGUGAAAACUCGAUUACAAACUUAUGCUUGUGAAAGAGGAAAUGUGCCCAGUCUGAGGAAAUUAUCUAAAGAUAUUUGGGUUCAGGAGGGACCUCGAGCAUUUUACAGAGGGUUGGUGCCAUCUCUUCUUGGAAUGAUUCCUUAUGCAGGCAUUGACUUAGCUGCCUAUGAGACCUUGAAAGAUAUGUCCAAGAAAUAUAUUCUUCACGAGGGUGACCCUGGUCCUCUUGUGCAACUCGGUUGUGGAACAAUUUCAGGAGCACUUGGGGCAACGUGUGUUUACCCUCUGCAGGUGAUAAGAACGAGAAUGCAAGCUCAGCGCAUGAAUACAGAUGCUGCUUACCAGGGAAUGUCGGAUGUAUUCUAUAGAACAUUUCAGCGUGAAGGUUUAAGGGGAUUCUAUAAAGGACUAUUCCCAAAUCUUCUUAAAGUUGUACCAGCAGCAAGCAUUACGUAUCUGGUUUACGAAUCCAUGAAAAAGAGUCUAGAACUUGAAUAG